Messenger RNA from Cylindrotheca closterium, 996 nucleotides. Lineage: Eukaryota; Bacillariophyta; Bacillariophyceae; Bacillariales; Bacillariaceae. The record is from the annotation of a GenBank genome assembly.
AUGUCUAAGGAAAGCAGACAAGGCACCAGUGAAAAUCUCGCAUCCCAACUGAUUGCUCAAGGUCAAUAUGAACAAGCCGAGUCUUUGUUGAGGAUCUUGCUUCAGUGCCGUUUGAAUGUAUUUGGCGACUGUGAUGUCGAGACAGCAUCCGCAUAUAAAAUGCUCGGCUAUGUCUUGGACAGGCAAGGCAAAUAUGAAGAAGCCAUUCAGCACUACGAAUGCGCACUGAACUCGUACAAUGAGGCAUCAGCCCAUGGAAGUGUUCACCCCGAUGCCGAUUUCGUAUACGCUUGCAUCACAAAACUCUACCGGAUGACAAAGCAAUAUGACAAGGCACUGGAAAAGUCCAUAUGUCAACUAGGGAUUCGGGCCAAGAUACUGGGAGAGACGCAUCCCAAAACAGCUCUCGCCUUACACAAUGUCGCGAUCUGUCACUUUGACUUGGGUAGUCAUUCCCAAGCACUCAACAUGCUAAAUCAGGUAUUGAUUGUACAACAAAAUGCUGGCAGCAAUGACACACAUGGAAUCGCUGCUGUAUACACCACCAUGGCCAAGAUUCUAGUCCAUCAAAAGAGAUUUGGAAAGGCUAUGGAGAUCUACGAGCGUGUGCUCACACAUCAAGUCCAAGUCUUGGGUCAGUGUUCUCCUGCCGUGGCUCUCACAUAUCGAAAUAUCGGAUUGGCCUACGAAAGCCAAUCCAAUACAAUGGCCGCAUGGCAAACGGUCAUAAAGGCUCUUGCAAUUCAAACCAAGCUCAUCGAAGACAACAAUCCCAUUGCUGCAUGGAGACUUCAGUGCCAGGAGAAUACUGGCAGCAUCGAUGUGCUGCGUGCGGAAGCGAACAGAACGCUACAGAUUGUUCAAAUUUUAGAAAAGAGAAUGGCAAUGGCAAUGUCGUCCACACCCCAACAACCACAACAACUACAAGCCACCAAUCUGGCUUUUGAAUCUACUAUGUUGGACGCAAGUGCGCCGCCGACACCAGAUUCACAAUGA